UAAUCAACAUGUAAAUAUGUAAUUAGCUUGAUGAUACCUUCAGAACACAUUUUAUUACUGGCGGGAUAAGGUCUUAUUUGAAACACCGCAGGACAGAGCUUUUGGGAACUGCUGAACCAUGUCAAGGGUUGAAUCUGUUUCGUUGGCAGUGUCACCGAUUGUUGGUCAGUGCGCGUGUAGGCAUGUAUCCGAAUCCAAUAAACAAAGAAAUGCAGGUCACCGAACUGUCGGUCGGAUGGAAAGGACUGUUUUGUGGUCAGUUGUCAUUGCUGGUAGCUUCCUUGUGAUUGGCUGUUUAGUAUUGGAGGUUAUUACUAGGAAACAAAUGAAGGUCCUCGCUGAGAGGUGUUUGACUCAUCAUGGCGGGGUGCAUACUCCCCAGAAAAAUCAUGUUGACGUCACUCCUACGAAAAACUCGUUUGCUAACUCGGAAAAGCAAAUCGAUGACAUGACGCCAUUGGAUGAUGACGCAAACUCCACGCCAAGAACAUGGAAGCGUCACCCUAGCAGGAAACGCGCACGUGCUUUGAGAACACAAUCAAGUCAGUCUCCAACACGGGCUUCACAUUUUGUGGCAAACAACGAUAGAUCUAACGACUUUCAAUAUUCCGAUGAGAGCUGUAUACCAAAGUGGGAUGGCAUGUUCUGUAGAAAUGGGACAUACUGGAGUGACAGAACGGCACAGAUUAUAAAAUUCUUCGUUGGUUCUGACUGGACCCGGAAUAACGAUUUUGGCAUCCAAUCAGCUCUUAACCAAUCAACGCCUGGGAUGUUUAGAGUGCAAGGGGGAGGUCUUUAUCUCAUCUACAUUAAUGUGAUGAUACGGACGACGGAAGAUAAGCAUGAUAUUGAGAUUUAUAGUGAUAACACCCGCCUUUUGCGAUGUCGACAAGGACUUGAUUAUGUACGGCAGACUACUGACAGGUACUUGUACUCGAAGACACGCACGUGCAGUGUGAUGGGUCUAUUCUACCUCGAGGAUGGCGCUGUACUGACGUCACGAAUAUUACAAGCACGUACCACAUUAUCCCUCGGACCGGACAGUACUAACUUUGGCGCCAUUCUCUUUACCUCACAUCCACAACUUGAUGACUUCAGUUACUUUGGUUAGAAAUGAAUAUCAUUAUAGAAUACACAAAUAAAGAAAUAUAUCAUUGUUAUAUUGUAUAUACUAAAAUGCACUACACUGUAAUACUAUCAUAC
Pecten maximus is the source of this 1203-nucleotide messenger RNA. RefSeq lists its product as uncharacterized. The transcript has 7 exons. Gene Ontology annotation, cellular component: membrane. Lineage: Eukaryota; Metazoa; Mollusca; Bivalvia; Pectinida; Pectinidae. Gene Ontology annotation, molecular function: receptor ligand activity; tumor necrosis factor receptor binding. The record is from RefSeq and is a predicted model, not a curated record. Bases 119 to 1111 code for a protein of 330 amino acids. Gene Ontology annotation, biological process: immune response.